Entrophospora candida is the source of this 1203-nucleotide messenger RNA. Lineage: Eukaryota; Fungi; Glomeromycota; Glomeromycetes; Entrophosporales; Entrophosporaceae. The record is from the annotation of a GenBank genome assembly.
AUGGGUGCAAAUGAUGAAGGUUGUAAAAGUCUCUAUGUUGGUAAUCUCGAUCCAAGAGUAACGGACAGCAUGCUUCAUGAGAUCUUUCGUGUAGCCGGAUCUGUUAAUAAUACGAAAAUUAUUCCUGAUAAAAAUUAUCAACAUGGUGGUUUAAAUUACGGUUUUGUUGAAUUUAACGAUCAUCGUUCAGCAGAGCAAGCACUACAAACUCUUAAUGGCAGAAAAAUAUACCAUAUGGAAAUUAAAGUUAAUUGGGCUUUUCAAGGUCAACAGGGCCAUAAAGAAGAUACAUCUAAUCAUUACCAUAUUUUCGUUGGUGAUUUAAGUCCCGAGGUUAAUGAUGAAGUACUAGCCAAAGCAUUUAAUGCGUUUGGAAGCAUGUCCCGUGCUAUUCGUUGUAAUUGGGCCAAUCAAAAAGGUCAACCUGGUCCUGGAACCGUAACAACAGAACGACAAGGCUCAAACACACAAACACCACAAUUAUCUUAUGACAUUGUUGUAACACAGACUCCUCCAUACAAUAGUACAGUGUAUGUAGGAAACUUGCCUCCUUAUACCACACAGGAGCAUAUUAUACCAUAUUUUCAACCUUAUGGUUACAUCAUUGAAGUUCGCAUGCAAGUAGAACGUGGGUUUGCUUUUGUAAAACUAGAUACUCAUGAAAAUGCUGCCAAUGCGAUUGUGAAUUUACAAAAUACCGUUAUUAACGGACGAACUAUUAAAUGUUCUUGGGGAAAAGAUAGAGCACCAGAUCAAACCACGACAGCUUAUCAUACUUAUGGAGUUCCAAGUACUUAUAAUAUUAGUCCAUAUGGUUAUUAUAAUCAUACCACUCAUCCUUAUGCUACUCCAGGUACUGAAAGUGGAUAUGAUCUUCCACCUGGUAUGUCAGCCCCGCCACCAUCUAUAGCAUCGCUCGACGGAGCUGCAGCAGCAGCAGUAGUUGCUGGCCAACAACAACAUCCUACAGCUGGUUGGGAAAAUUAUUAUAAUAAUGCUGGUUAUGAUUACGGACAACAAUUUUAUCCUUAUGGUGGUGGUUACAACGCAGCAAACAAUGCUUCUGGUGCAGGUGCUCCGGGUGCUCCAGGAAUUGGUACUCCUAAUUCACACGCUUCUAUUGGCGGCGGUCAUCCACCUUCUGUAGGUAGUCAUGAAUUGAUAAAAAAUUUUGGCAAAAGUAAGGAUAUUCUUGAUGCUUGA